Messenger RNA from Aureobasidium melanogenum CBS 110374, 1713 nucleotides. RefSeq lists its product as uncharacterized. The transcript has a single exon. The record is from RefSeq and is a predicted model, not a curated record. Gene Ontology annotation, molecular function: riboflavin reductase (NADPH) activity; FMN binding. Lineage: Eukaryota; Fungi; Ascomycota; Dothideomycetes; Dothideales; Saccotheciaceae. Bases 1 to 1713 code for a protein of 570 amino acids.
AUGGCAGCGGCAGUCCGAGGCCCUGCGACUGGUCGCUUCUUCAGGGCCUUCCAUGCUUGGUCCAGACUCGGCAACGUUACGCAUCAACAACGACGAUGCUUCGUUUCGAAUGGCUCACUAUAUGAGGCCAAUGUCGACAAAUCAUCACAUUCCGAAACCCCUCAAGCACCACGGUCGAGGCGUCCGACGACCAGAGUCAGAAUUCCGCAGGCCCGUUUUGAACGCAUACAGCAACACCCCGACUUCUUGCAAAGGAUGCACGCUGCACUAGACGCCACUAUCCAGCCUGAUGGUGGCCCAGACAACGACGGCUCUCGCCUCGUUCGUAUACAAGCUCCUUCGACAAGGCUCUGCCGCUAUGUCAGGAAUCUUCUCAUGCGCCGAAAUGAUGAUUCGCGCACUCUUGACAAUACUGUCUUCAACAAGGACAACAGUGCCGAAACCACUCAGAAUGUUCAGAAUGCCACCAUCGACUUGAAAUUCGACCUACCAACCGAAACAGCCACCUUACUCCAGGAUAAUGCCGAUGAAUUGAAGCUGCGUAUACAAGACACUUUCUCUGUACAGCUCGACCUCGUACCUGAGCAGGACGGCGUCACCAAUGACGGUAUGCGUACCAUCGCAAUAGUCGGUGCGCGUAAAGAUGUGAACCUCGCCAAAGACUUUAUAACUUCUCUGCAUUAUGAAUUGGAUCUGUCAUCAGGACACGGGAAACAACAAUCAAACAAAUCGCUCGAGACACCACCCCAGCCAUCUCCUGUGAGCUCGGAACCGAAAAAGAAGCCCCUCACCAAGCAGGAAGUAUACAAAUCCAUCAUGCGCAGCGUCCCUUCCAGCGUUGUCGUCUUGACCACUAGUGUCUCGCCUUCAACUUCUGACAUGGAAUUGUUCCGUGGUAUGACUGUCUCUUCUUUGACUUCUGUCACUCUUGAACCAGAACCCAUCAUUUCCUUCAGUAUUCGUGGUCCUAGUCGUACACUCGAUUGUAUCACCGCUGGCCGCCCUUUCGCCGUCAAUUUCCUAAGUACCCACUCUGUAGGCGCGCGAAUUGCCGACAUUUUCUCAAAGCCUCACGAUAAUCCUUCACAGCCUUUCCAUGCUGUCCAAAAUUUAAACCUGGCUAAGAUCUGGGCCAAAGAUGGCGAUCCUGCUCCACCAGUUAUCUCGGGGAAGGACAUUCCCGCGCGCUUUACAUGCGAGCUCCUGCCUGGAAAAUCACUCGAGGUUGGAGACCACACUGUCAUCUUUGCCCGAGUGACCAACGUCUAUAGAACGCAAAGAUUGAUCAAUCUUCAGCAUAGCGGUCACGUCACUUUCCUUGCUUACGCUCAAGCUGGAUAUCGCUUCCUUGCCCCUGAAUCAAUCGAGUGGCCUGCGGCCCAAAUUCUCAAGCCUACGCAGUCCAGAAAGUCUGCGCCUAGCACACCAAAGGGACCUCCACCACAGCUUCCAGAGACAAAAGCAGAGCCUGAGGAAGUCGAAGUGUUCGAUGAGGAUGUUGCUGUUCCGACCAAGGCUGACGCUGCUUCCGAGGAUGUCGUAGAUGCGUAUUGGCGUAUGGCUCUGGACGAGGAUAAGGUCGAUAGCGUACUCGAGGAGCGUGCUGCUGAUCAGCGCGCAUUGGGUGAAGCCCAAAAACCAGCUGAUCAUCCUGCUGCGGAUGUCCAAAAUGACCUUGCUGACCAGCCAUCUCUGAAGAAGCAAGAUAGUUGA